AUGGCCGACCACACAUUGGACAUCCCGGAGCUCCUCCAGUCCGCUUCCAUCAAGAGGCACCCUUCCCCAGCCCACGAUAUCAACCCAUCGACCGCGGCUUCGGAAAAGCAACCCGUCGUCGCAGGCCCGGCUUCCGAUGCUGCCAGCAUCGCCUCGGACAUCGUUGACCCCAGCCGGGUGAUUCGGCCUGUGCGCCGGCGCCAGACACUUCCUCCCUUGCCAGAUCUACGCUUUGAGCAAAGUUAUUUGGCCAGCAUUAAGGACGCUGACACGUGGGGGCGAGUGGCGUGGAUCACCAUCAGAGACCAGGUCCUCCUUCCCCUCAUUCAAGGCACAGUCUGGACCCUAGCGCUCUCCGGCUGGCGCUUCUGGAACCGCAACGCCUCGCUCAGCGGACGCACACUUGGAAGCCGGAUCCGCAGAUGGUGGUACGAUGUGAACAACUGGAAAUUGCCGCCACUGGGCUGGACCAAGGACCCGAAGAUUGCCGCGCAGGCCGAAGAUUUCUACGAGGCCCAGUUCUCUAACACGGGUGCGGACUAA
Penicillium cinerascens is the source of this 543-nucleotide messenger RNA. RefSeq names its product DUF1770 domain-containing protein. Gene Ontology annotation, biological process: mitophagy. Lineage: Eukaryota; Fungi; Ascomycota; Eurotiomycetes; Eurotiales; Aspergillaceae. The record is from RefSeq and is a predicted model, not a curated record. Gene Ontology annotation, molecular function: mitochondrion autophagosome adaptor activity. The coding region runs from base 1 to 543 and encodes 180 amino acids. The transcript is spliced from 3 exons.